Messenger RNA from Lingula anatina, 2781 nucleotides. RefSeq names its product scavenger receptor cysteine-rich domain-containing protein DMBT1. The record is from RefSeq and is a predicted model, not a curated record. Lineage: Eukaryota; Metazoa; Brachiopoda; Lingulata; Lingulida; Lingulidae. Gene Ontology annotation, cellular component: membrane.
AUGUCGACUGUUCUGGGAGUGAGACCUCUAUCAAAGAUUGUGGUCACAGAGGUUGGAAGAAACACAACUGUGGUCACUCUGAGGAUGCUGGUGUCAGAUGUCGCACAACAACAACAACUGGUGGUUAAAGUGAGACUGGUGGAUGGUUCUCGUGCCAGUGAGGGUAGAGUUGAGGUGUUCUACAACGGUGAAUGGGGCACUGUCUGUGAUGACGACUGGGAUAACAACGAUGCCCGUGUGGUCUGCAGAAUGCUUGGUUACAAUGGCUCUGUUUCCUUUUCUGAUGCUCACUUUGGUCAAGGUACUGGUCCCAUUCUUAUGGAUAACGUCAACUGUUCUGGAAGAGAGACCUCUAUCAAAGAUUGUGUUCACAGAGGUUGGGGGAAGCACAAUUGUGGUCACUCUGAGGAUGCUGGUGUCAGAUGUCGCACACCAACAACACCUGUGAGAUUGGUGGGUGGCUCUCGUGCCGGUGAGGGAAGAGUUGAGGUGUUCCAUAAUGGUGAAUGGGGCACUGUGUGUGAUGACAGCUGGGAUAACAACGAUGCACGUGUGGUCUGCAGAAUGCUUGGUUACAAUCCCAGUGGCUCCGUUUCCUUUUCCGGCGCUCGUUUUGGUCAAGGCACUGGUCCCAUUCUUAUGGAUAACGUCGCCUGCUCCGGAAGUGAAACUUCUAUCCAAGAUUGCGGACACAGAGGUUGGAAGACACACAACUGUGGUCACUCUGAGGAUGCUGGUGUCAGAUGUGUCGUUGCAGGGCCUGUCGUAAGAUUGGUGGGUGGUUCUCGUUCCGGCGAGGGAAGAGUUGAGGUGUUCUACAACGGUGAAUGGGGCACUGUCUGUGAUGACAGCUGGGAUAACAACGAUGCUCGUGUGGUCUGCAGAAUGCUUGGUUACAGCGACCGUAGCGCAACUGCAGUCGGUAGUGCUAAGUUUGGUCGAGGUUCUGGAUCUAUUCAUAUGGAUGAGGUGGCUUGUACUGGCAGAGAGAGAUCCCUGAAAGACUGUCUCCACGGUGGAUGGGGAUCAAACGACUGUACACAUUCGGAAGAUGCUGGAGUCAGGUGUUCGCGUUUCCAAAUGUACCAAAUGACAAGUAAGGGCACUAUGAUCUUAGGGGUAUCCCUACUAUUAACGCUUAUUGCUGUCGGUUCAGGGCAACCAGCAAUUAAAGCGAGAUUGGUGGGUGGUGCUCGUGCCGGUGAGGGCAGAGUUGAGGUGUUCCAUAACGGUGUAUGGGGCACUGUCUGUGAUGACGACUGGGAUGACAAUGAUGCACGUGUGGUCUGCAGAAUGCUUGGCUACGACUCAGAGCACGCGUUUUCCUAUUCCGGCGCGUAUUUCGGCGAAGGUACUGGUCCCAUUCUUAUGAAUUACGUCGCCUGCUCCGGGAGUGAGACCUCUAUCCAAGAUUGCAGUCACAAGGGUUGGAUGAUAUACAAGUGUGGUCAUUCUCAGGAUGCUGGUGUCGGAUGUUUUGGUCCAGGAUACAUAACUCUUGGUGGAGUCAGAUUGGUGGGUGGUGCUCAAGAGGGUGAGGGAAGAGUUGAGGUCCUCCAACACAGACCAUGGAGCACUGAAUGGGGCACUGUCUGUGAUGACUACUGGGAUGACAACGAUGCUGCAGUGGUCUGUAGAAUGCUAGGUUACGGCGACGGUGGCGCCAUUGCCUUCACCAGUGUUACCUUUGGCAAAGGUAAUGGAAGUUAUAUAGGAAACGUGGAUUGUAUCGGCAUAGAAAGUUAUCUGGAAGAAUGUUUCUGGACAUGGGAAACAUACAACUGCACGGACAUGGAAGAUGCCGGAGUCAGGUGUUUGGCGGAGGAAACAACGACACCAUCAUUACCAACAGCGGCAACAACUGCUUCUGCACCUAUUUCAGUGCGACUGGCAGAUGGUCAUCAGGAGAGAGAGGGACGAGUAGAAGUGCAGUUAGGAGGUAGUGGCUGGCACAGCCUCUGUGAUGAUGGCUUUGGUGAUGAAGAGGCCACAGUUCUUUGCAGAGUGCUGGGAUAUAGCUACACUGGUGCUGUGGGACUUCAACGUUCAUAUUUCGGCAAAGGCAACGUCCCCGUAGCUCCGUAUACAUUCUACUGCAAUGGCCUGGAGAAUUCGCCUCUUGAAUGUGCUAUUAGACGUCUCUUGGAUGACGAGGCCGAUUGCGACGGCUACCACACCGCAGGUGUGAAAUGCAUGUCUGCAUCCGGGCCUUACGAAGUGCGCCUGAUUAAGGAUGGCGUUGCCAACAGUGAGGAAGGUCGCGUGGAGGUGAGAGAUAGGAAAGCUGGCCACUGGGGAACUAUCUGCAGUGAUGGCUGGGACGCCCGGAGCGCCACAGUGGUCUGCAGGAUGCUUGGGCACAGCCGGUUUAUAGCCUCUGUGAUGGAAGACGGUGACGUCACGCCAGGCAGUGGCGCCAUCUACCUUGAUGACGUAUCCUGUCGCGGAGACGAGCUUUCUCUGGAACAGUGCUACAGCCGUCCUUGGACCGUUCACAACUGCCGCCACGAACAGGAUGCCGGAGUGAGAUGUAUUCUAUUUUAAAUCAGAUGAAUUUACUUUUGUGUGAAAAAAAAUAAUAGAGAGCAAAUUGCACUUCAUGACUUCCACGCAGUGGCACCAAAUCCGAUCCACCUCGAUUUACAAAUAAACAUUUGUUAAGUACCAAGAAGAACUAAUUACACUUAGUAUGUAGUAGUAUGCAUCGACAAACCUGGCGAAAGAGGCCAUGAAACAUCAUGUCUUGUGAAACUUAAGACAUUGUACACCUCCUUUUCUUGA